GCUUUGAGAGAUAAAUUUGAUUGUAAUGAGGCGUGGAUUUUUUGGCAAUUUUGAAUAAACGCCCAGAUCUGCAUAUACUAGGAUGAACAUAUCUAUUUUAAUCUCCCCUAAACACAUUUUUUCCAUCUCCCAAAAAUAAAAUUUUUUCUUAUAAUUUUAAAAAAUAAAUGAACAACAAUACCACCAGGAGAGCUAGAGCUCCUAGCCCUAUCAAGAGGGAAAAGCGAUCAAGGAAGAGACACCACUCCGCUGAUCGCUCUCGUUCACCAAUUAGCCUUUCACCCAUUGUUGAUGUGAAAUGGCAUGAAAGAGUUAAUUUAUUCGUCGAGACAGAACGACAAAAGCGGCAAUUUCAUAAAGAAUUGGACCAGAAGCAACUGCUUAAUUGUAUUAAGAGCAGUUGCAGGAAGCUUGUGCAUUAUUGUGGAUUGACGGUUAAUCAUGGAGGAGCUCCUCUUAAUGAACAGGGAGGAAAUAUGCCUCAGCAAGAGCAACAACAACAACAGAACAAUAAUCAACAACUCUAUAACGUCCGCCGAUUCCCGAAAAAUUUUAAAUUGCGUAAAGAAGAUUUAUGUGUAGCGUGUAUGGAGCGUCCACCCGUAACUCUUCAUCUGUGUGGUCACGUCACCUUCUGUUUCUGGUGCACGGAGAAAGCGAUGACUGACCACCGAAACAGUAUUCUGCAUGCUAUUCCAGGGCAAUCAGUACAACCGAUAACGUGUGCAAUUUGCAGAAAUCAGAGUUCAUUUCGAAGAAUUACACGUUUUUAA
Messenger RNA from Meloidogyne enterolobii, 773 nucleotides. NCBI's taxonomy places the organism in Eukaryota, Metazoa, Nematoda, Chromadorea, Rhabditida, Meloidogynidae. The record is from the annotation of a GenBank genome assembly.